Glycine soja is the source of this 1639-nucleotide messenger RNA. RefSeq lists its product as uncharacterized. The transcript is spliced from 3 exons. Lineage: Eukaryota; Viridiplantae; Streptophyta; Magnoliopsida; Fabales; Fabaceae. The record is from RefSeq and is a predicted model, not a curated record. Bases 356 to 1504 code for a protein of 382 amino acids.
UAUUUAAAUUGAUUCGAAUUCAUAUUACUGUAGUUCAAAAUGUCAAGCACGGGUAGGGAAUUUGCAGGUUCAUAAAUUUUUUUUGAAGUUGGGACUUGGAAGCAUCAGACAGAAGAGGAGGUAGGUAAAUACAUCCAUAGAGAUUCGGAUCACGUAACUUCCAAACUUGUUAUAGUGUAGCAUCCUUAUUUCUCUGCCACCAUAGUGUCCCAAACUCUGUCAGAUAUGCUGUCUAUUCAAAUUUAUUGCUCUGCCUCUUAUCACGCCCCCAUUUAAUUUUCCACAUCUUUAUAUUCCUACCCAAUUCCACUAUUCCAAUUCUCACCCCUUCAAACGGAGUUUUAAGUCCCUUUCUAUGGCUUCAGCAAAAGCCAAACCAAGGAAAAGACUAGGAGAAUUUCUAAAGGAGCAACAAGAGCCUUUCAUCCUAGAGCUUUACCUUUUAGAAAAAGGGUACUCAACAAAUAUUGGAGAAUCUGGCAAGAGCAAAGAGAGAUGGUCAAUAAGCAAAAAGAGAGAGCCUCUCUUCCAAUUCUCCAAAGUUCUAACAACUCUACACAAGAAGCUUGUUUUCCACAACCAAAGUUGUAUUUUAAUUAGGGACUCCGACAUUAUAGACGAACAUGUUAAUGUUAAUGUUAACGUCAGUGUCCCUCGUGAAGCUGAGAGCACUGAUCAAAGUCAUCAAACAAUUGAGGACACAGAUCGGUUCUCAUUCUCAACAUCUAUCAACUCAACCGUGUACCUUUCGUGCUCAGAUAUUGAUGAAGAUGGAACCUCGUUGUCGCCGCAUAAAGACAAAGCUUUGUUUUCUCCAAACACUUUCCAAGCUUCCAAUAUAGAAGUACUGCAGAGCCAGCAGGCUACCAACAAUGAAGAGCACCACCAGAGAUGCUUAGAAGGUAGCCCUGUUCCAGAGUCUCGAAAUAUUUCUGUGGCGCACGCGACAUUAAAUCAGGAUGUUUCGGGAAUGGAAGAAAGAAGAAUGAGCAGUUGCUGUGUCUUUGUACCGAAGAAAAUCACGGAGGAUUCGCUGCUAUCGGUGGCUCUAUGGAGUUCGCUUAUUCAAUCAGUCAAGAGAGAAAGGUGUAGCAAGGAGUUGCGAGAGUUCCUUGGGGCAAAUCCAGAUGUUUGCCACGUGUUGAAGUCUAGAACGUUGUUGCAUAAGGCAAAACAGCUUUUGUUUUAUUGUGUGAGAGAAAUUAGUACUCCUAAAAAUCUUUCGAGAAAAGAUUGUAGACAAAAACAAUGUUUGAAACAAUUAACUAGGGGACCUGAAGAGCUGGGGAAGAUAAUAUGGGAGAGGACAAGGGAAUUGGGUGGAAAUGAGACAAAUCUAAUAACCAAGUUACUGAGUUUGGAAUACUUGAAUUCGAUGGAUGAAUGGAGUGAGUUGAAACCGCAAGUGAGACAUAUUUGCGUUGAGGUUGCCGAAGCGGUUUUGGAACGUUUGACCUACGAAAUUGUAGAAGAGAUGAUUCAAGUCUUGUCACCAACCUUAUAACAAGUUUGAUUUAUCUCCAUUGUAAUGACUCCUGCCCCAUUUCAGAUAAUUCUGAUCCUUCUUAUAUGAUGCGUUUCCUUGUCUUUAUUUUUUAUAAAUUAAAAAAAAUAAAAAAUCAAACGUGCCCCCACCCAA